This is a messenger RNA of Geodia barretti, 1668 nucleotides long. The record is from the annotation of a GenBank genome assembly. Lineage: Eukaryota; Metazoa; Porifera; Demospongiae; Tetractinellida; Geodiidae.
AUGAGAACCGGCGCACAGAUCCUGUGGGAAUCCCUCGUCCGCGAGGGGGUGACCACGGUGUUCGGGUAUCCGGGCGGCGCGAUCCUGCCCGCCUACGACGCCAUGCUCGAGUACCCGGUCCGGCACGUCCUGGUGCGGCACGAGCAGGGCGCGACCCACAUGGCCGACGGCUAUGCGCGGGCCAGCGGCGAGGUCGGGGUGGCGGUGGCCACGUCCGGGCCCGGGGCCACGAACAUGGUCACCGGCAUCGCCACCGCGAUGCUCGAUUCUUCGCCCAUCGUCUGCAUCACCGGGCAGGUGGGCAGCCGGCUGAUCGGCUCGGACGCGUUUCAGGAAACCGACGUCACCGGCGUCACGCUGCCGAUCACGAAGCACAACUAUCUGGUGUCCAAGGUCUCCGACGUGGCGCCGACCAUCCACGAGGCGUUCUACGUCGCACGCUCCGGUCGUCCCGGGCCCGUGCUCGUGGACAUCACGAAGGACGCCCAGCAGGCGUCGGCCGAGUUCGUGUGGGACCCCAGCCCGGUCCGCCUGCCCGGCUAUCGACCGGAUCUGCGGGCGUCGGAGGCCGAGCGCCGGCAGGCAGUCGAGCUGAUCAACAGCGCGAAGCGUCCGGUCAUCUUCGCCGGGCACGGGGUGAUGUUGUCGGGCGCGAUGGAUCUGGUGCGCGAGAUUGCCGAGCGGGCCAACAUCCCGGUUGCGAUGACCCUCCUCGGCAUCGGGUCCUUUCCGGCCCUGCAUCCGUUGAAUCUGGGCAUGAUGGGCAUGCACGGGGAAGCGUGGGUGAACCAGGCCAUUCAGGAGGCCGACCUGCUGCUGGCCUUCGGCAUGCGCUUCGACGACCGCGUUACCGGCAACAUCAGGACGUAUGCGCCCAACGCGCGGAAGAUCCAUAUCGACAUCGAUCCGGCCGAGUUCAACAAGAACGUGAUCGUGGACGUCACUCUGGCCGGCGACCUGUCCAACGUGCUGCGGGAUCUGCUGCCGCGGAUCGAGCCCGGCGACCGCAGGGCGUGGCUCGGCGCCAUCGCCGGGAUGAAGGGCGAUUCGGCGGUCCGCGACGUGCAGAACCUGCCUGACAGCGGGCAUCUGUACGCCGCGCACGUCAUCAACGACAUCUGGAGGAUGACCGGCGGGAAGGCGGUCGUGGUGACCGACGUCGGGCAGCACCAGAUGUGGGAAGCGCAGUACUACCACCAUCAGGAACCCCGGUCGCUCAUCACGUCGGGGGGCCUGGGGACGAUGGGGUUCGCCCUGCCGGCCGCGAUCGGUGCGAAGCUCGCGCGGCCCGAUGCCGAGGUGUGGGUCAUCGUGGGUGACGGCGGUUUCCAGAUGACGAUGUGCGAGCUGGCCACCAUCGCGCAAGAGAAGUCCCACUUCGCGAAGCUGGGCGAAGCCUUCGGUCUGCGCAGCGCGACGGUCUCGCGGCGUCAGGACGUCGAGCCGACGGUGGCGAUGGCGAGGGCCGAACCCGGUGCGGUGGUCAUCGACUUCCGGGUCGAGCAGGAAGAUACCGUCUAUUCCGAUGGGGCCGCCUGGGCCGCGUCGCCGACCUGCACGCAUGAUCGCCGGCGCUGCGCCCCAGCCCAUCGCCGAGACGUGCUGACGACUAUGACGCUGAUGCGGCGCACCUUGUCGUGCACGUCGAGGACAAGCCGGGCGUUCUGA